AUGGAAGAAAAUUUUCGGCCAGUGGCGAGUCCUGCGAUAACAGAGUUUCUAGCAAAUGAGUUGAUCCGGUUGAACUCGGGUACAUCUUCUUUGAUGGCUGAGAAUUCCGAAGAUUGUUUGCAUCAGUCACCGGAUAACCCUACAACAUGGACAAAUACGAAGCACAAUUUGUAUCUAGAUCAUUUGGAAGUGUCAUUUGUUAAACAGUUGCAACAAUCAAUGAGUUUGAUUGCAUCAAGCUCUGAGCAGAACAAGAGUGAGAAACAUCUAUCUCAAAAACGGCAUGCCGAUGUUCAUAUUUCUUCUGAUCAGUUAACUGUAAAUCAGGACGGCUGUUGGCAAAAUAUCAAUUACAAAAGGAGUCGGCCUCUUUUGCAUACUUCAGCUGGUACUCGUAGUCGUGAUGCUCUUAAGAAACCACGGGUAAAUUGGUUUGGAUGCAUGUGUAACCACUGCCCAGCUGAUUUGCAAGAAUGUCUGGGACUUCGUUGUACUGAGAAACACACAGCUGUGGAAGGGAUCAAAUCUCAGGGAUUGAAAACAUGUUCACACCAUCUUCUAGCCAGUGACAUAUACACUGAGUGUUCAGGUCAGAAUUUUGUGAAUGAAGACGGUGAAAAUAAUUCAAGCAAUGUAUCUCCAGACAAAAUGUUGAAGACAGAUUUAGCAGACGAUUCAACCCAUGAUCAAACCGCACCAUCUUGGAAAUGUCCUGUGACAGAUAAUUCCGCUAUCGAUGGAGGAGAAGCAUGA
Fraxinus pennsylvanica is the source of this 753-nucleotide messenger RNA. The record is from the annotation of a GenBank genome assembly. NCBI's taxonomy places the organism in Eukaryota, Viridiplantae, Streptophyta, Magnoliopsida, Lamiales, Oleaceae.